Molecule: messenger RNA, 1366 nt
Organism: Coffea eugenioides
Lineage: Eukaryota; Viridiplantae; Streptophyta; Magnoliopsida; Gentianales; Rubiaceae
Product: remorin 4.1-like
Exons: 2
Coding region: 98-907 (269 amino acids)
Source: RefSeq, a predicted model, not a curated record
AUAAUAAAUAAGACUCUGAAUCAAUAAACUCUUUACUCUUUCUUCUUGCCCCCCUCCAUCUUCCACUAUUGGAAUCAUCAGCAUACUAAAAAAACUCAUGUCUAUCAUGAAUGAUCAAAGAACCAUAGCUACCACCAGCAGGGAUGAAGAGCAAGAACCUGAAGAUGAUCAUAUCAGAGACAUCCAUGCUCUAACCCCACCAAGGCCACCCUCAGCCAACCGCAGUAGGCCUUGGGAAACAAAUAGCCAUAGAUCAUCAUCUUUGUCCAUGGCUAGUGAAGGUGCUUCAAGUGAAAAUUUUUCAAGUAUGAGUAGAGAAUUUAAUGCUUUGGUGCUUGCAGGAUCAACCAUAGCCAACAAUGGUAGUGAAGUCGAUGGCACGGUCAAUUCUAGCAACAACAACUUGGGUAGGAUCGGAGAGGAGGAAAUUCCUGAAGAAACCAACCCUUUAGCUAUUGUGCCUGAUCCUCAUCCACUGGGCCCUUUAACGUCAUCUCCUAGGCGUGAAGGUGCCAGUGAAAGUCUGGCACAUGGUAAUCAUAGAGAGGUAUCAAUCCAGAGAGUGAAGAAAGAAGAGGUUGAAUCAAAGAUAAAUGCAUGGCAGACUGCUAAAGUUGCUAAGGUUAACAAUAGGUUUAAGAGGGAAGACGCUGUUAUCUCUGGUUGGGAGACUGAGCAGGUCCAAAAGGCAAAUUCAUGGAUGAAGAAAGUUGAGAGGAAGCUGGAGGAGAAAAGAGCAAAAGCCCUUGAAAAGAUGGAGAAUGACAUAGCGAAAGCCCGCAGAAAAGCAGAGGAAAGAAGGGCAUCAGCAGAGGGCAAGAGAGGAACAAAAGUAGCCAAGAUUCUUGAAGUAGCAAACUUGAUGAGAGCUGUUGGUAGAGCUCCUGUCAAGCGAUCCUUCUUUUAAGACCAGAUAUACAACAUAUACCGUCAGAAAAUAUAUAUCUGUACUACAAUCUGCGGAGGAAUAAGCACAUCAUCCAUCAGGAUUUCCUACUUUUUGAACCAUAGGUAAACCUGAAUGAAGUGUGGCAUCCAAGAGUUGCUUCAAACUAUGAAACAGCUAAAUGUAUUGUAGUUUGUGCUUUGUGAUGGUUUUGCCACAUUCUGAUUUGAGAAUAUUCAGGAUUUACCCAUAACAAAUCAGAGUGGCUAAAAGUUAUAGUCAUCUAUGGAUUGUUAAUUUGAUAUUGAUCUUCAGUGGCACUUGCCAGGGAAGAUGCAUAAGAUCAAAUGGCAAUCUAGCCUUGUUAAGUGUGCAAUACCAUUCCCAGAGAGUUUGUGAGUGAGAAUUUUGAACAAUCUUGUACAGAUUUUGGACAUCUAUAUAUGUUAUUAGAUAAGAAAUUCAAAGUCUUCAAUCUGA